UUCAGAAAUUCAGGAAAAAAAAAAUGGCGAACAGCAAGGAAGAUAUAAAAUAUGGAACAGCACAGGCGAAGUUAUCGGAAGACGAAGUUCUGAGGGUUAGGUACAAGGCGGGGACACCACUUGAAGGAGGAAAGAUCGCCGAAUCUGAGCCCGUCGAUGUUUUCUCCAGUGCUCGUAACUUAGAAAAGAAACCGGAUGAGCAGCAGGGCUCCGGUGAUCGAAUCCAAUUGCAGCGGUAGAUGGUUUGGUGUAGUUCACGCGCCGGCCAGAUUGCGUACGAGUUUUCUUAGUUGUGGUUUUUUUUUUGUUUUUUUCGUUUAUUAAUAAUAUGUGAUAAUAUUAAUAAUUGUAAUGUUUGAGCUUUCCUUAACUAACAUUUAACUUAAUUAAUAGAAGCUUAAAAUCCACCUAGGAUUGA
This is a messenger RNA of Erythranthe guttata (spotted monkey flower), 418 nucleotides long. NCBI's taxonomy places the organism in Eukaryota, Viridiplantae, Streptophyta, Magnoliopsida, Lamiales, Phrymaceae. The record is from RefSeq and is a predicted model, not a curated record.